This is a messenger RNA of Cajanus cajan (pigeon pea), 1141 nucleotides long. NCBI's taxonomy places the organism in Eukaryota, Viridiplantae, Streptophyta, Magnoliopsida, Fabales, Fabaceae. The record is from RefSeq and is a predicted model, not a curated record.
GAUCACGGGUGUUGGGAGAGACCAGAAGACAUGGACACUCUUCGAACCUCCUACGUUCUCUCUCCAACCAAACCUGGUUCUGAACUCUCUGCUGAGAUUGCAGCUGCAUUGGCUGCAUCUUCCAUCGCUUUUACCAACACUGAUAAAUCAUAUUCACAGUUGCUUAUCAACAGGGCUAUGCAGGUGUUUGACUUCGCAAAUAAAUAUCGUGGAUCUUAUAAUACUAGUGUUGGUGCCGGAGCAUGCCCCUUCUACUGCGAUUAUAGUGGCUAUAUGGAUGAGUUGGUUUGGGGAGCGGCAUGGAUAUACAAAGCCACUGGUAACAAAUUCUAUCAGGAUUUUGUAAAAGCAAACAUCGCAUCCUUGAGCGGUGUUUUUCGAUUUGGAUGGGAAACCAAGCAUGCUGGCAUAUAUGUGCUUUCUUCGCAGUGGGCGAUAGCAGAUCCAUCCAGUUUCAAUAAUUUCAUUCCCAAUGCAGAUAACUUCAUAUGCUCUUUGUUGCCCAAUUCGCCUACCAGAUCAGUCACAUACUCUAAAGGUGGGCUUCUAUUCAGAGAGGGAUCAAGUAACCUACAACACACAACCGCUUAUUCGUUUCUUACAAUUGUUUAUGCACGCUACAUACAUAAUGCAAAGAAAACAAUAGCUUGUGGGAAUCAAGUUGCCGACUCGGCUACGCUAAUAAAUCUUGCAAAAAGUCAGGUGGAUUACAUAUUAGGAAACAACCCAUUAGGGUUGUCAUACAUGGUAGGGUAUGGGCAAAAGUUUCCACAGAAGAUACACCAUCGAGGAUCAACCUUACCAUCCAUUGCUGUGCAACCAAACCACAUUGGGUGUCACGAUGCAAAGCAAUAUUUCGAAACACAAAACCCAAAUCAAAACAUCCUAGUUGGAGCUUUGACUGGAGGACCUGCAGACAAUGAUUCUUAUGAGGAUUCACGCUACAAUGUUAGCCAAUCAGAGCCAACCACGUACAUCAAUGCUCCAUUUGUUGGUGUUUUGGCUUAUUUCACCAAACCUACUAUUACUUUUACCUAAGAAUCAUUACAAAUUAUCAAUUACUUCUAAUUGCACAAUGGACUCCUUCUGUUGUAUAUUGCUUGAUGUUUGUUAGAUCAAUAAAGUAUUAAUUCUUUCUCUA